AUGCCUGCAAAGACUCGUCCCGUGGAGAAGAUUGCCAAAGCUUCUGCUCAAUGUUCCGCAGAGGUUGCGGCAUACGGCAAGUGUGUCGUCACGGAUUACAACUCAGUGCACAAAGAUAUGUGCGCCAAAGAGUUUAUGAGACUGAAGAACUGCUAUCUGGUAAGUGAUUUGAUCAAGCAUUGUGAGUGCCAACUUGCUGACCAUCUUCUACAGGCGGCCUCCAAAAAGGGCUAA
Penicillium canescens is the source of this 234-nucleotide messenger RNA. RefSeq lists its product as uncharacterized. Lineage: Eukaryota; Fungi; Ascomycota; Eurotiomycetes; Eurotiales; Aspergillaceae. The transcript has 2 exons. Bases 1 to 234 code for a protein of 77 amino acids. Gene Ontology annotation, biological process: mitochondrial respiratory chain complex I assembly. The record is from RefSeq and is a predicted model, not a curated record. Gene Ontology annotation, cellular component: mitochondrion.